AUUUUAAUACACAAAUGUCAGCCGCACGGAAAAUUUGAUUUGCAGGUAGAAACUAGAAAUUUGUGAAUUGAAUUGGCAUAGGUAUCGCGUGUGAGGUUAUAAACAUUUUCUCUGCUUGCUUAAAUAUUCCAGCAAUUAUAAAAUAGACAAAGAAAAAACAAUCAUCAAAUAUGUGGCCAAGAUUUGGAAUUAAAAUCGGCAACAGCACACUUUGCAUUGCCACCGUAAAAGCGGAUGGAAAUCCCGAAGUGAUAGCCAACAAGCAGGGUGACCGCGUCUCGCAAGCUUGCCUUCUUGCCGAAGGCAACGAAAUAGAGUGCGGCUUGACUGCCAAGCAGAAAAUGUCCUCGAAACCGGCCUCUUGUGUCUCAAACAGUUUGCAAUUUUUCCUUUCACAAUCAACCCUGACCCCGGAAAAAAUCAAGGACGCAUGUAAGUACAUCACUUGCUACUAUAACGACAGCACUAAGGAGUUUGAGUUGAAGUCAAAGGGUGAGGGAGACAAGGAAAUCGUAACGAAAAUAUCGCCGCACGCAGUAUGUGUGAAAUUCUUCCAAGCAGAGUUCGAGUUGGCGCGCCAAUCGUACUUGCAGGAAAUCCCGAAGCCGUCCGUGGUGCUCUCGAUACCAAACUACUACCCACUCGAAUCUUGGCCAAGCCUCGCUGCUGCAGCAGAAGAAGCUGGUUUCCAUGUGGCGCAGGUUGUCUCUGAGAUGACGGCUGCCGCUCUCGCAUACGGCAUCGGAGAGGCCCAAGCUGAUGACUCAGAGCGCAAGGUCGUUCUCUGUAUUAAGAGUGGCGGCAUCUACAGCCACUUCACCUUGUAUGAGGUCACUGGGGGACUGUAUACACUGAUAGAGGAAGUCGGUCCAUUCACAAUCGGAGGCAACCAAUAUACGGAGGCUUUGGUGGAGUUUGUCUGCCAGGAAUUCUUCAAAAAGUAUCGUCUGGAUCCAAAGGAGAGUCGCCGUUCAAUAGCCAAGAUAUACACAGCUGCGACCAACUCCAAGCACAUCCUCACCUCCUUGCCGACGACACAAAUAUACAUUGACUCUCUUAUGGAUGGCGUGGACUUCAGCAUGCAGAUGUCUCGUGCUCGCUUUGAGAGUCUCAUCCAGCCAGUCAUAAACAAAUUCAUGGCCGUCCUCAAUGAAGCCGUGGAGAAACUCUUUGCCGACAACCAGAACACGGUUACGAAAAUCGACGAGAUUGUUCUUCUCGGCGCUACCAUGAAGAUUCCCAAGAUCCAAUCGGCCAUCACUAGCCGCUUCCCCGAAGCAAAGAUCCACUCAAGUUAUGCAGCCGAUGAAGUUGUUGCCAUUGGAUGCGCUCGGCAGGCGACGUUCUUGCUCGAUGCUGAGGGACAAGAUUUAACUGACAAAGAAGUCUGUCUCUUCACUCCGAGCGAUUUGCACAUCUGGCACAAUGACGCCGAAGACAAAUUGAAAGUUUUCCUUAAGAAAGGUUCCCUUCUGCCAAGGGUUGUUGUUGUGGAAGUUGAGAAAUCAAAGAAGGAAGCCAACAACGAGGAAGGCGAACAAACAGAGAUUUUCCAUGUUAAAUGCGGGGAUACCAUAUUGGAUUUCAGUUUGAAAGCUGCUGCCACUCCCGAGGGACUUUUCAAAAUCGAAGCUAACGUAGACCUAAAUGAGGACGGUGUGACGAGUUCAAUAAAGCUUAAAUGUUUGUAAAUACGUUUCACAUAACUUUUUUUUGUUUAAGAUUUAAAUAAAUGUAUUUAAAAUUUAGUUGAUUAGAAAUUGAA
Molecule: messenger RNA, 1765 nt
Organism: Eupeodes corollae
Lineage: Eukaryota; Metazoa; Arthropoda; Insecta; Diptera; Syrphidae
Product: heat shock 70 kDa protein 14
Exons: 1
Coding region: 171-1691 (506 amino acids)
Biological process (GO): protein folding
Cellular component (GO): nucleus; cytosol
Molecular function (GO): ATP-dependent protein folding chaperone; ATP binding
Source: RefSeq, a predicted model, not a curated record